Molecule: messenger RNA, 996 nt
Organism: Aspergillus pseudoviridinutans
Lineage: Eukaryota; Fungi; Ascomycota; Eurotiomycetes; Eurotiales; Aspergillaceae
Product: SDR family oxidoreductase
Exons: 2
Coding region: 1-996 (331 amino acids)
Molecular function (GO): oxidoreductase activity, acting on the CH-OH group of donors, NAD or NADP as acceptor
Source: RefSeq, a predicted model, not a curated record
AUGAAAGUUCUCCUUACCGGCGGCAGCGGCUUCAUUGGGAAGCACUGUCUUGCUUACCUACUCCAACAUGGUCAUACCGUCGUGACCACGGUACGCAGCAAUGCGAAGGGGAGAGAAUGCCUGGAAAGCUAUCCCGAGUUCUCCAACAACCUCUCGUACGCUAUCGUGGAGGACAUGGCGCGUUCGGGAGCCUUCGACAAGGCUGUUCAGUCAGAACCUCCAUUCGAAGCUGUAGUGCAUACGGCUAGCCCCUUUCAUUAUGAUGCAGCAGACCGAAAGCGGGACAUGAUUGAUCCUGCCAUCAUGGGAACCACGGAAAUACUUCGGUCUAUUAAGCGAUGCGCUCCCUCCGUCAAACGAGUCGUCAUUACCUCCUCCUUCGCUGCCGUCGUGAACUUUCAGGAAGCGAUACCUGUGUAUACUUCUGAGCAUUGGAACCCAAUCACAAUGGAACAGGCCUUGACGAACGGUCAGCUAGCAUACGUGGGGAGCAAGAAAUUUGCCGAGAAAGCUGCCUGGGACUUUGUCGAGAAUGAAAAUCCGGUCUUCACUCUUUCCACCAUCAAUCCCGUUAUGGUGUUUGGACCUGUGACUUAUCGUCUAGACUCUCUUGGGAAUGUCAACACCUCCAACGCCGUCUUUAGGGAUAUGAUACUGGGCAAUAUGAGAUCAGGCAUUACCCUCAGUUCGUUCCAGUGGGUAGAUGUGAGAGAUGUUGCGCUCGCUCACGUCCGCGCAAUCGAAGUCCCAGAAGCAGCUGGUCAACGGUUUCUUGCUGCCGCGGGGCCAUAUAGCAACUACGAAAUCGCUAAAAUAAUCAAGGAAAAUUUCCCAGAGCUGGCAGACAGACUUCCGGAGCACAUUCCUGUUCCUGAUGGGCCCAAGAGCUUCGUGAUUGACAACAUGCCUAUGAAGCAGAUUCUAGGAAUACCGUUCAGACCCUUGAAGGACAGCGUGGUGGAUACUGUGAAGACUUUACUGGAAGUGAAGGCCUAA